Messenger RNA from Dermacentor albipictus, 2536 nucleotides. Its product is annotated as cuticle protein 16.5-like. The record is from RefSeq and is a predicted model, not a curated record. NCBI's taxonomy places the organism in Eukaryota, Metazoa, Arthropoda, Arachnida, Ixodida, Ixodidae.
AUGCCGAAACUGAUUUUGAUCUCUCAGCUUCGAGCCUGCAUCGUCCUCGCCUUGGCCACCAGCGCCUUUGCUGGUCACGUUGCCGGAGGUUACACCUUGGCCAGCAACCUUGGUUACGGUCUCGGCUAUGGCAACCUUGGCUAUGCCGGCCUUGGCUACGGUGGCCUUGGGCUCUCCCAUUACGGCCUUUCCCGUGGAGUUGGGUACUCCGGCCUGACUGGCUAUGGCGUUGGUUACGGACACGGAUACGCCCCAGCCGCUAGCUACGCCGUUGCCUCCCCAGCUGUUACCCGCACCGUUUCCACCUACCACGCUGCUCCAGCUGUGAGCGCUGUCCACGCUGCCCCAGCCGUUACCGCCGUCCACGCCGCGCCAGCUGUCGCCACCUACGCUGCCGCCCCAGCUGUGACCAGCGUUGUCCGCUCCGCUCAAGUUGUUGCUGCUGCCCCAGCUGUCACCUACGCUGCCGCUCCCGCUGUCGCCAGGGUGGUCCAGUCUGCUCCAGCUGUCACCUACGCUGCCGCCCCCGCUGUCACCAGGGUGGUCCAGUCUGCUCCAGCUGUCACCUACGCUGCCGCCCCCGCUGUCACCAGGGUGGUCCAGUCUGCUCCAGCUGUCACUUACGCUGCCGCCCCCGCUGUCACCAGGGUGGUCCAGUCUGCUCCAGCUGUCACCUACGCUGCCGCCCCCGCUGUCACCAGGGUGGUCCAGUCUGCUCCAGCUGUCACUUACGCUGCCGCCCCCGCUGUAACCAGGGUGGUCCAGUCCGCUCCACUUGUCCAGACCUAUGCUGCCGCCCCAGCUGUAACUCGUGUCGCCACCUAUGCUGCCCCCGCAGUGACUAAGGUUGUCCAGUCCGCCCCUCUUGUCCAGAGCUACGCUGCUGCCCCAGCCGUCACCGCUGUCCACGCUGCUCCAGCUUUUGCUGCCGUGCACGCUGCCCCAGCUGUUACCACCGUUGCCCACGCUGCCCCAGCGGUUGCUACUUACGGCGUUGCCCACGCUGCUCCAGCCAUCGCUACCUACAGCGUUGCCCACGCUGCCCCAGCCGUCACUACCUACGGUGUUGCUCACGCCGCACCAGUCCACUACGGCUACGGCGUUGGCUCCCUGGGAUACGGUGCCGGUCACUACGGUUACGGCCACGGUCUCCUCGGCUACGGCCUGAACUACGGCUACGGUCUGGGCUCUCCCCUGAGCUACGCCAACCUCCUCCGCAAGAAGAAGUGUCGACAACUGGCCACCAAACAACUCGCCACGCGUGCCCAAACUGCUACCGAGUCGUAUGCCUCCUACAUUCAGAACGUCCUAGCCCUCUGUCAUAAAAUCAACACGUCCAUGCCAGAGGGGGACGCGGUUGGAAACAUUAUCAAACGCAUCGCGGACGAUGCAUUCAACCUUCUUGUCUUCAGAAACUUACCAACCGUGGACAGCAACAUGAAGCAAUUCCGCCGUUUCCAGCAGCUGAAGAGUCGCCGUUAUAAAAGGCCACUCCUCGAAGACCCCAACCAGAAGCUUCUGCUCCUCCAUCGAACUAGGACCACCGCCAUGCUGCGUGCCUGCAUUGUCCUCGCCCUGGCCGCCAGCGCCUUCGCUGGUCACGUUGGUCACGUUGCUGGUGGCUACAACCUUGCCAGCAACCUCGGCUACGGCCUUGGCUACGGUAGCCUCGGCUAUUCCGGUCUCGGAUACGGUGGCCUUGGUCUCUCCCAUUACGGCCUGUCCCACGGAGUUGGCUACUCCGGCCUUACCGGCUACGGUGCCGGAUACGGAUACGGAUACGCCCCCGCCGCCAGCUACGGUGUCGCUGCUCCAGCUGUUACCCGCACCGUCUCCACCUACCACGCUGCUCCAGCUGUGACCGCUGUCCACGCCGCUCCAGCAGUGACCGCUGUCCACGCCGCCCCAGCUGUCACCUACGCUGCUGCUCCAGCUGUCACCAGGGUGGUUCAGUCCGCUCCAGUCGUCCAGACCUACGCUGCCGCCCCAGCUGUGACCAGAGUGGUCCAGUCCGCUCCAGCUGUCACCUACGCUGCCGCUCCCACAGUCACCAAGGUUGUCCAGUCCGCUCCUCUUGUCCAGACCUACGCUGCUGCCCCAGCCGUGACCGCUGUCCACGCUGCCCCAGCUGUUGCCACCGUCGCACACGCUGCCCCAGCGGUCGCUACCUACAGCGUUGCCCACGCUGCUCCAGCGGUCGCCACCUACGGUGUUGCCCACGCUGCCCCAGCCGUUGCUACCUACGGUGUUGCUCACGCUGCCCCAGCCUACUACGGCUACGGUGUUGGCUCCCUCGGCUACGGUGUUGGCAGCUACGGUUACGGCCAUGGUCUCCUCGGCUAUGGUCUGAACUACGGCUAUGGCCUUGGCUCUCCUCUCAGCUAUUCUACCCUCCUCCGCAAGAAGAAGUAAAUCCUCUUGUUCUAGGCCAUCGAACUGAAUGCAAUGCGGUGAGCAACGUGGAAACUGUUUUCAAGGCUUCAGUCAAAUGUAUUGAUUGUACUGACUACAGAAUAAACUGCUUGCCCCAACUCAA